Messenger RNA from Anopheles coustani, 2076 nucleotides. RefSeq lists its product as uncharacterized. The coding region runs from base 1 to 2076 and encodes 691 amino acids. The record is from RefSeq and is a predicted model, not a curated record. Lineage: Eukaryota; Metazoa; Arthropoda; Insecta; Diptera; Culicidae. Gene Ontology annotation, cellular component: membrane. The transcript is spliced from 5 exons. Gene Ontology annotation, molecular function: G protein-coupled receptor activity. Gene Ontology annotation, biological process: cell surface receptor signaling pathway; adenylate cyclase-activating G protein-coupled receptor signaling pathway.
AUGAGUUCGAGAAUUGUUUUUCUCCUGUUGGUGUCGCUGCAAUUUUCCGGCCGCCUACAAUGUGAAGGUACUAUUCGAGCCAAAUUCGCGAACUACGAGACAAAGUUCAUCAACGAUUUCAUUAACUACACUCGUCCGGCCGGAGAUAUCAUGGAACCGAUCUACUACGAUUACGAUUCCGGCAGUAAGCCGGGCCCGAACGGGUACGGACAGAACUACGAGACAGGCAUGACGCUCGGUGGGUUGCCGAUACCAGAAGAGGGCGCCCACGGCCGAGCGCAACCGGUGGGCGGUGAAGUGGCGACACGACCACCGGACAUCUUUCCGGAUCCGGACAAGAUCUACGCUUCCUUCAUCAACAAGAGUACCAUGAAGCGUAACCGGUACCCGGGCGAGGAAAAUGUGAUAAAAGUUUAUUCCUCGAAAUCGUUGCGCAAACCUCCCCAGGCACACACCACCGCGGCCGAGGACGAGAGCUCGUUCGACAAUCUGAACAACGACAUGAAGGGGCACGACUUUAUCGACAAUAUUAUGUACAUCUACUACGGCACUAAUGGGAACCUGCGCAAGGAUCUGGGCGGCAACGUGAUUGUGAUCGGUGCCGUCUUUGCGCUGGCCCCGCAAAUACUGACUACGAUGAUACUGUUCCUGAAGAACCGACGCCUGCGGCACUUUAAUGCGUUCUAUCCGAUCUGUCUGAAUCUGCUGCUGACGCUGAUUGCCGCCAAUUUGUCGUUCAUUUUGGGUGUCCAGGCCACCCGGAACGUGAUCAAAUGCGAGCUGAUCGCGCUAUUGCUGCACUAUCUGCACCUGAGCACCAGCAUCUGGUGUUUGAUCUACAUCUACGUGAUCUACGAUCUGAUCGCGAACGAGUGCGCCCCGAAGCUGAAGUAUCACUACCUGAUGGGAUACGGUGUUCCGGCGGUGUACGUGCUGUUCUCCUACGCCUCAUCAAUUGAUCGGUUUGAGGUGCAUCGCUACUGCUGGAUGUCCAUUCAAAAGGGUAUGAUUGUGAGCUUUAUGAUACCUAUUUCGUUCCUCAUCAUACUAACCACCGUGCUGGGAACGCUCAGCUUGAAAAGGAUUUCGACCAAACAGACGGAGCUGCUGUGUGAGAGCAUCGAAAGCAUAAUCGAGACGACGUCCAAGUGUAAUGACAUCAUCUAUCCCCGGCUGCCAUCCUUGGCCGGCAUGAAUAUGGCUAUGGUAUGCCGCAGCAAUAGCUAUCCGCAGCUGGAACAGGUAAAGGAUCGGAAUUCUUGCUGUCAGGAGUAUGCGGAGUGCGCCAACCGACACUCGAUCGUAACACUGCCUCAGCAAACUACGAUCGGUGUAGCAGCUGGAGGAUGUGCCUCGGGAGUAAUGGCAACGACCACCGCCAACCAGUACGCUAUGAACGCCAUGAAGCGGUCCUUCGAUUGUUACGACACACGGAUUGACCUAGGCCAGUUGUCUUUGGCCGAGCUGACCACACCGAGCAUGGCAUCGGAUGUACAGGAUUUCACGGAGUUCAAAAAAGCGAUCAAGUUCGGGCUGUUUUUCCAGCCGAUCUUCUCCAUCUGCUGGUUCCUCGAGGUUAUUGCUCUGGAGAAUGUCCACUCGUGCGUGAUGCCGGUUAUAUUUGCAAUCACCUUUAACAUACUGAAUUGGUGCAUGUUGGUUCGUUCAUCGAACGUUUGUCCGUACGUCAGCUCUACGAUUGAGAAAACGUUCGAAAGCCAGCCUGGUUCGUGCGGCGAUUCAGUAAACGGCCCCACCGGAACGGCUGGAGAACAUGACGCUACCCAGGCAAGCAUCUGCACCGAUACUAUCCCUCUACUGUGUGCUUCCAAUGGGUCUGCAAUGAACACAAAUUCAACCGCUUGCCCUUCGGUGAAAGGGUCCGGCGCGACUAUUGCCACCGUGCCGCGCAAAUUUUCCACCGCUUCCGAGCACGACCAACAGCAGCCACUGUUCUACAGCAACUUUAUCGGUGGCAACAAUGUGCCCAUCUCUUGGGAAUCAAGCAUCGAUCUCGGGGCGUAUCAUCUGCACGAAACGAAAAAUGUGGACUGCAUCAGUACGAUCAGCAACUAA